This is a messenger RNA of Mus caroli (Ryukyu mouse), 1061 nucleotides long. It is a transcript of the gene Lypd8, whose product is annotated as LY6/PLAUR domain containing 8. Lineage: Eukaryota; Metazoa; Chordata; Mammalia; Rodentia; Muridae. Gene Ontology annotation, biological process: defense response to Gram-negative bacterium. The record is from RefSeq and is a predicted model, not a curated record.
ACACCUGCUCCACCACAUUGCCAAGUUCCAUCUUCCUCCGGAUAGUGUCUCUGGCUGGACCCGGAAGGUUUGAGGCUCUGUGGCCCCAUCCUCUGGGGAAGCCAACUCCAGCAUCAUGAGAGGCGUCUUCAUCGCUGGUGUCAUUGCGGCAUUUGCCAUCACAGUUGUAGACUCCCUGAAUUGUACACAGUGUCAUACGUACAAUAGCACCUGUGAUGCCCAGGCCACUGAAUGCAGUACGCAGUCCUUCAGUUGUGUGGAGUCCUCUGUCAACUCCACUCUAGGAGGGUUCCUGCAUGUGUACCAGAACAAGUUCUGCUCCGCAUCGAAUUGCACCAAGAACAGCACGGAGGUGGCCUUCACUGUCCAUCUAUUUGAUGACCAAAGAUACCAUUUUGCAAGCCAGUGCUGCCAAGGAGCAUCCUGCAAUGCCACCCACUCUGAAUCCGGAACACAGAACGUAACUGACAUGCAGUGCAUGUCUUGCUAUGGUCACAACAAAACACUCUGCGAGGAGAAACCCCAAAAGUGUUACGAAGGAGAACAAUGUGUCUACAUCAUUGCAGAGAUGGUAAAUGGGUCUGGCAGAGUGGAGCUGAAGGGCUGUUCCGAUAUCAGCAAGUCUACUUGUCAAUUCCUGUCCACUGGGAACACGACAGUUGGAGAGUUUGUUUUCAAGUCGGUUGAAUGUACGCAGCCCACUGAGUCCAACUUGACCACCACUAUCCCACCAAUCACCAACACUUCCCUCGCCUCUGAUACCCCACCAAGUAUCAACAUUACCCAACCAGGCAUCAAAACUCCCCCCGCGCCUGUUACUUCACAGGCUAGCAUGGGCAUCAAAGCUUCCUUCACCUUCUCUAUCUUCGGCAGCCUCCUCCUUCUGAAGCUGCUGUUCUGAGGUUCCUGGGCUCUGCUCCAUCCAGUAUCCCAUGGGUGUCAACACCUUUCUCUUCAUAUACCUUCCAGUUAGACUGUCCAGUGGGUUGGAAGUCACAGGACUCCAGGCAAUGCUAGCAGCCACAGUAUCUCCUUUAUUAAAGUGUUGCUUGAAGUCUAGA